Perca fluviatilis (European perch) is the source of this 3231-nucleotide messenger RNA. It is a transcript of the gene ttk, whose product is annotated as ttk protein kinase. NCBI's taxonomy places the organism in Eukaryota, Metazoa, Chordata, Actinopteri, Perciformes, Percidae. Gene Ontology annotation, cellular component: nucleus; spindle; kinetochore. Bases 128 to 3034 code for a protein of 968 amino acids. The transcript has 25 exons. The record is from RefSeq and is a predicted model, not a curated record. Gene Ontology annotation, biological process: chromosome segregation; peptidyl-serine phosphorylation; mitotic spindle assembly checkpoint signaling. Gene Ontology annotation, molecular function: protein binding; protein serine/threonine kinase activity; ATP binding.
GAAGAAGAAAAACUAUCCAAUCAACAAACGACUGAAGACAGGAAGUGGCAUAUUUGAAAACUGGCCGUUGAGGCGAGCCUUUUUCGUCCAUUAUAAGUGAAACAGGAUUAAUCACAGCGUAAACACGAUGGAGGAAGAGGAGCACACAGACAGAAAGCAGCAGCUUGCCAUGCUUUCUCAAAAGAUCAACAAAAUUAAAGAGGGUCUCAAUGAAGAUACCACGGACAAGAUCAACAAGGUUAUCGACUCAAAUUCACCGGAAUCAUGCCUCUCACAUUUGACAGACCUGGAGAAGAAAGGGGACCCCCACCUGGAUCGUAACCAUCUGACCAGACUUAUUGACUUUUAUACCAGAGUGUUCUCCAGUAUGCCACUGGGAAAACAUGGUCAGAAUGAGAGCUAUGCUAGGAUGUUGGUCAGAUUUGCAGAGCUUAAAGCAAUUCAAGACGUCAAUGAGGCAGAAGCCAACUUCAACUUGGCAAGAUCCCACAGCCAGAACUUUGCAUUUGUUCACAUUGCGCAUGCACAGUUUGAACAUUCUCAAGGCAAUACAAAGCGAGGCAUUUACAUAUUGCAGAAUGCUGUUGAACUGGGUGCCAAACCAAAGGAAUUGCUGGAGGCUGCCUUGCAAAGCAUGCAGGCAGGGAAAACACAACUCUUCUGUUCAUAUGAUAAGGAAAAUGUGCCACUCUUGUCGAACAGCAAUGUGAACGGUUCUGUCAAAAAAGGCUCAGAAUUCCAAAAAGUGUGCAGAAUAUCAGAUGGAACGGGCGAAUUGCAGCUCUCCAGUAUUUUUGGUUCAGGAACAGAGCUCCUUGGUGGACCAUCAGAUGAGCAUCUACCAGGUUGGAGAUCUGGAUCUCAUCGCAAGAGAGCAGUGGGCAUGCCAGGGAGAGUUCCCGUAGUACCUUUCUCUAUCCCAGAAAAAGAUGAUGAUGAUGAUGAUGAUGACUACAUUCAUGGGAAGCCCCCAAAGAGAAAUGACUCAUCAAUCCUCACCAGUUUGUCCAGGCAAAGAUCUGGUUCAAACGUGAACCCAGUGUUUGGACUAUCAUCCACGAGGAAAAAGGCUAUCGUUGGAGAUCUUCAACCACCAGCUGUCAGCCCAGAGUAUCACCCUUGGGAGGACCAGGCAGCUGCGGACUGUGACACAAAAGAUGCCUCCAGAAUGGAAGAUAUAACGUACAUCUUCGACCAGGUCGUCAAUACAAAUUCCCCUGAGUCGUGUUGGACAUAUCUGAUGAACCUGGAGAAAAGGGGCAACCCUCACACAGACGUCAACCUCCUCAAUAAGCUCAAGGACUGCUAUUCUAAAAUCUUCUCCAGGCUGCCAAUAAGACAAUUCAGCAAAAACGCCAGCUAUGCCAGAAUACUGGUCAGAUAUGCAGAACUCAAGGGGAUCGAAGACCCAGAUGAAGCCAAAGACCACUUUAUAGUUGCCAGAUCUAACUGUAAAGGCUUUGCCUUUGUCCACAUAGCACAUGCCCAGUUUGAGGUUUCGCAAGGUAACGUGAACAAAGCGACUUCAAUUCUGCUCAAAGCCCAGGCAUUAAAUUCCAAGCCAGCAGAGCUCCUGGAGAUAGCCAUACGUAACCUGAGAGCUGGGGAGGAACAGCUUGUGCCCACCAGGGAGGAGGAACCUCCCACAGAUUUGCAAACGGGUGUUGCAGAAAGUGUGUCUGCUUGUGGGAGAAACCAGGAACUUCAGCUUCCUGGUCGCGUCCCCGUGAAGCGGUCAGUGGAACAGCCUAAACCUGCCAGCAAGGAUCCCUUAUCAGAGUGGAAGAUGCCAACUCCUGUCUACCGCAAUGUUUCUCCAGAGGAUAAACGCGCAACGCCUCCUGAGCCCAGACCUGUUCCUCGUCUGCUUGAGUCACUUCCCACUCCAUCCCUCAAUCUUCCGUCAAAACUGAACCCACAAACAGUGUGUCAGACACCCGUCGGCUCCAGAAACCUCUGUGCUAACAGCUUUAUUACUCCUGUUGUUAAGAGAGGCCCUGAAGUGUCUUCCUCUGCAGUGGCAGCACACAGAGCUGGACCCGUUCAGCAGCCAUGCACACCACUGAAGCAGACACCAUGUUUCCAAACUCCACAGGCUUCGUUGUCAAACGAAACCAUCACUAUUAAAGGCAAGCAGUUCUUCAUACUGAAGAUGAUUGGACGUGGCGGAUCCAGCAAGGUCUACCAGGUCCUCGAUCACAAAAAGCAGCUGUUUGCUGUGAAAUACGUCGACCUGGAGGAGGCAGAUGCUCAGACGGUAGAAAGUUACAAAAAUGAGAUUCAACAUCUGAACCACCUGCAGCAGUACAGUGAUCAAAUUAUCAAGCUCUAUGACUAUUUGAAUGUUGCAGCAUAUAUGUAUAUAUGUGUAUAUAUAUGUGUGUGUGUCCAUCUCUUCUACGCAGGAAUUGUCCACAGUGACUUGAAGCCAGCUAAUUUUGUCAUAGUGAAUGCUUCACUGAAGUUGAUUGACUUUGGCAUCGCAAACAGUAUCCAACCAGAUGUAACGAGUAUUAUGAAGGACUCACAGGUUGGAACAUUGAACUAUAUGCCCCCCGAAGCAAUCAGAGACCCUUCAUCCAAGGCAGGAAAAGCAAACUCAAAGAUCAGUCCCAAAGGUGACGUGUGGUCCCUUGGAUGUAUUCUGUACUGCAUGACUUAUGGGAAAACCCCAUUCCAAAGCAUCACCAAUCAGAUUGCCAAGAUGCACGCCAUCAUUGAUCCUUCCCAUAGGAUUGAAUUUCCUGAUAUCUUGGAGAAGGAUUUGCUGGAUGUGUUGAAGAGGUGCUUGGUACGAAAUCCCAGAGAGCGAAUCUCCAUUGCAGAGCUGCUGGAGCAUCGAUACCUGCAGCUGAAGCCACAAGUAUCGCCUGCAACAGAAUGUCCAAGUAACUGCGAUCUCCAGAAGAUCCUAACUGACCUCGCAGCCCUCCAGUCUCCAAACAGCAUCAUUAGAGCUGCUAAUAAUCUGGCCAAAAUGUGCAGCAGCGGCAGGAAGUUGGAUGUUGCAGAGUGUGCAAAGUCAUCAACCUAACUAUCCUGAAAAAAUGUCAAUAUUUCUUUUUAUUUCUUUUUUAGACCCCACUUAAGCACAGUAACAAUACUUUCUUUAAGAUGUAGAACUAACAAAUCUUUUUUAUUUCUGUUUUCAAAAUCAUUACUUCGUCAUUUUUACACGUGUUCUCUAAUAAGUGUAAGCAUAUAUAGUCAAAUAAACAUACUGUAUCCUAA